Coffea arabica (coffee) is the source of this 2892-nucleotide messenger RNA. Lineage: Eukaryota; Viridiplantae; Streptophyta; Magnoliopsida; Gentianales; Rubiaceae. The record is from RefSeq and is a predicted model, not a curated record.
AUGCGUAGGCAUGAGUCUAAAUGCAUCCAAGAAAUUGUUGGAGAUGUUAUAGCUAAAUUGGGAAGAGUUAUUGCAGUUGAAGAAAAAAACCAAGUUGGUAUCCAUUCUCGAGUUCAUAAAGUAAAUGCAUUGCUGAAUUUGGGGUCUGAUGAGGUUCACUUUAUAGGGAUUUGGGGAAUGAGUGGAAUUGGUAAAACAACCUUAGCAAGGGCUGUUUUUGACCGAAUAUCGAUUCAUUUUGAAGGUGCCAUCUUUCUCUAUGAAGUUAGAGAACAAUCAAAAAGUCUGGAAAUUUUGCAAGGGAAGAUUCUUUCAAAAAUUCUUUGCUCAAAAGAUUGGAGAAUCAGCAGUGUUGUUGAAUGGUCAAAUAUGAUUCAGACAAGACUAUGCUAUAAAAAAGUCCUCAUUGUUCUUGAUGAUGUUGACUGCCUAGAUCAAUUAGAAGCUUUAGCUGGAAAACAUCAUUGGUUCGGUGCUGGUAGUCGAAUUAUCAUAACCACAAAAGAUAAGCAUUUGCUUGUUACACAUGAAGUACAUGGAAUUUACGAGGCGGAGUUGUUGAAUCAAUCUGAAGCUAUUCAGCUGUUUAGUCGGCAUGCUUUUAAGAAGGACUAUCCUGCAAAAGAUUAUGAGGAGCUUUCAAAUGAAAUAGUGCAUUAUGCUGGUUGGCUUCCCUUAGCUCUAAAAGUUUUAGGUAGCUUUCUGUAUGGUAGAGACAUGGUUGAAUGGAGAAGUGAACUGGAGAGAUUAAAAAGAAUUCCAGAAGAUGAAAUUAUGGAAAAGCUCAAAGUAAGUUUUAAUGGACUCAGAGAAGUUGAAAAAGAAAUUUUCUUGGACAUUGCGUGUUUCUUUAAAGGGAAGAAGAAAGAAUACAUAAGAAGAGUACUUGAUAGUUUCGAUUUCUAUCCUGAUAUAGGCAUAAAGGUUCUCAUCGAGAAAUCUCUGGUAACCGCUCCGGAUGAGCCAGGAAAGCACAGCAGGCUCUGGGUAGCAGGGGAAAUUUGUGACGUUUUGGCUAGAGACAAGGCGACAGAAAAUAUUGUGGGCAUGUGGCUGGACUUGUCUACCCCAAAAGAUGUUGUAAUUAAGAAUGAAGCCUUUGAAAAGAUGAAGAAACUAAGGCUACUCAAAAUCAAUAAUGCUUGUGUUUCUUGUUGCCCAAAUUGCAUACCAAAUGAGGUUCGGUGGCUUAACUGGCAUGGAUACCCUUCAAAAUCCCUUCCAGAGAGUUUCCAAGCUGAAAAACUCGUAGGACUGAAGCUACAAUAUAGCCGCAUCAUACAACUGUGGAAAGGGAUAAAGUCGCUAGACAAAUUGAAAUACAUGAACCUGAGCUAUUCCCAGAAGCUAAUAAGGACACCAGAUUUCACAGGGAUACCAAAUCUCGAGAGAUUGAUCCUUGAAGGUUGUUCAAGUCUUGCUGAGAUACACCCGUCAGCUGGGUUUCUGAAAAGGCUUCAAAAAUUCAAUCUGAGGAAUUGCACAAAUCUUAGGAGCCUUCCAAAAAAAAUUGUCUUGGAAAGUCUCGAAGUAAUGAUUCUCUCAGGAUGUUCAAAAGUUGGAGAAUUUCCAGAAAUCUUGGGUACUACGGAGCAUUUAAAAGCGGUGUAUUUGGACGCUACAGCCAUAAAAGAACUACCACCAUCAAUUGAGCACCUUACAAGCCUUGGUUUGUUGAAUCUAAGCUACUGUGAAAGUCUCGCAAGUCUGCCAAGUAGCCUUUGCAGAUUGAAAAGUCUUAAAGCUCUUAUUCUUUCUGGCUGCUCAAAACUUGACAAGUUACCAGAAGAGCUAGGGCAUGUACUGAGCUUAGAAGAGCUUUAUGCUGAUGGAACUGCCAUCUCCAAUCCACCAUCCACAAUCGUACUUUUGAAAAACCUAAAAAAAUUGUCUUUCGGAGGAUGUAAAGCAGUGGCAUCUCGUAAACGUAAAGCAUCCUUCCCCUUUUGGUUGCUGGGUCAAAAAAAUCAAGAUUCAACUGGCUUGGUUUUUCCAUCUGUUUCAGGAUUAAAUUCCCUAGCAAGACUAGAUCUUAGUUACUGCAAUCUGUCAGACGAAGGAUUACCUUGCGAUUUAGGGAGCUUAUCCUCCCUAUUAGAAUUAAAUCUUGGCAAGAACAACUUUACUAGUAUCUCUGCUGCAGGUAUCAAGAACCUCAGUCACCUUCGAAUCCUUGAAUUAGUUGGCUGCAAGAGACUUGAGAAACUUCCAGAGCUUCCACUUUGUAUAGAAGAAGUGUAUGCAGAUGAUUGUACAUCAUUGCAGAGUGCAACUGAUCUGACAAACCAUGGGAAGUUACGCACGGUUUCAUUCAGUAAUUGUUUCAAGCUGCUUCAGGAUGAACAAACUUCCAGCAUGAUAUAUGCAACCUGGAAUCAAAUGCUGAAGGAAUUUUCACUUGUAGAUGGUGGUAACUUUAGCAUCUGUCUUCCUGGAGGGAGCAUUCCAUCCUGGUUCACCUACCAGAAUUCAGGGCCUUCAAUAACAGUUAAACUUCCUCCAAAUUGGUACAACGAUGAGUUCAUGGGAUUCGUAGUUUGUGGUGUUUCUGAUUUGAUAACGACGAGAGCAGGUUUUGGUUUCAAGUUUACUCUCAUAGAGCAGGAGAUGAAGCGCUAUAGCCAACAGGGAACUGAAAACAACAUACUUGGCUAUAGCCAAGGGGAUUUAUUCAACAUAGGUUAUGUGGGAACUGAAAACAACAUUGAUUCAGAACAUACUUGGCUAAGAUAUCUUUCAUUUGAUACUAUUUGGUCUAUGAAUGGACAUCGGGUACGCAGCCCAAAUGAUUGGACUUCCAUUGAAGUGUCUGCUUAUGUUGAUGUUUUCAAAGCAUGGGGAAUCAGUCUUGUAUAUACGAGAACGAUGUUAGGCAGAAUUCCGAACUUUUGA